This is a messenger RNA of Ixodes scapularis (black-legged tick), 4904 nucleotides long. RefSeq names its product formylglycine-generating enzyme. Gene Ontology annotation, cellular component: endoplasmic reticulum. NCBI's taxonomy places the organism in Eukaryota, Metazoa, Arthropoda, Arachnida, Ixodida, Ixodidae. The transcript has 8 exons. Bases 196 to 1356 code for a protein of 386 amino acids. The record is from RefSeq and is a predicted model, not a curated record.
GAAGCGGCAGGCGGGGAUACUGUAGCGGGGAUGCGCGAUCCAGCUAUUGUCAUAGAGAUCAGUGGGACCAGCUGUGUCCCAAUUGUUUUCUGUUUUGAAGCUGAACGCCGACAACCAGAUGUUGAACCGCGUUGUCUAUUUUCUUGUUUCCGGCACACACAUCUGUGACAGUAGACGAAGCUGCACAGGCGUUCGAUGCUGCAGUGGCUGCGGGACACCGGUCGAUUGCCUGCCAUGUGCACACUGUUCCUUUUGGCCCUCCUGUCCCUGGCCGUCGGGGCUGAAGACCAGCAGAGCCCGCCGCCCGCUUCCCAGUGCUCGAGCGACGAGUUAUCGGAGGGAAGUGCUUUGUCUUGCGGCUGCUCGUCCCUGAAACGGGGCGAGCGCGAUCCCGAGGCCGAGGAGACGCCGACGGAGCUGGUCCCAGACGAGCCCGGAGACGAGCCCGGAGGGGCUCCGACAGCGCGCACCGACCAGAUGGUGCUCAUCAGGGGCGGAGAGUUCAGCAUGGGCACGGACAAGCCGGUCUUCGUAGCCGACGGCGAGGCGCCGACGAGGAGGGUAGCCGUCUCCGACUUCUACAUGGACGUGCACGAAGUGAGCAACGCCGAGUUCGAGCGCUUCGUCAAGGAGACGGCCCACAAGACGGAGGCGGAAACGUUUGGAGAUUCCUUUGUCCUGGACAGCGCCAUCAGCGAGGAGACCAAGCGAGGGAUCACACAGGCGGUAGCCGCAGCCCCCUGGUGGCUCCCCGUGAAAGGCGCCAACUGGCGCCACCCCGAAGGCCCCGACAGCAGCAUCCGUCACCGGAUGGACCACCCCGUGGUGCACGUCUCCUGGAACGACGCGGUGGCCUUCUGCCACUGGGCGGGCAAGCGGCUGCCCACCGAGGCCGAGUGGGAGUACGCCUGCCGCAGCGGCCUCCAUGACAGGCUGUUCCCAUGGGGCAACAAGUGGGCCCCUGGCGGGGAGGCCAGGGCCAACAUCUGGGAGGGCCAGUUCCCCGGCGUCAACACGGCAGAGGACGGAUUCCCCGGGACCGCUCCGGUGACCGCCUUCCCGCCGAGCAAGUUUGGCCUGAAGAACAUCAUCGGCAAUGUCUGGGAGUGGACGAGCGACUGGUGGGCCACGCAGCACUCCAGAGAGUUCCAGACAAAUCCCAAAGGCCCCGAGACCGGCACAGACAAGGUGAAGAAGGGAGGGUCCUUCAUGUGCCACCAGAGUUACUGCUAUCGGUACCGUUGCGCCGCCCGGAGCCAGAACACGCCGGACACGAGCGCCUACAACGUGGGGAUCCGCUGUGCCUCAGACCAGCUGCCAAAGGGGGGCGCUGCACCACGCAGGACGGAGCUGUGAAAGCCACUUGAUUUAGAGAGGCAAUGUCGGCGUGGUGGCUGCGUCUCCGACUGCACCGCCCCGAAGGUGGUCCCCAAGUGGCAAGAAACGACGUGCCACGCUGUUGGGCGCGUUUGGGCAAAAUGUAGGGGCGGAUCUGACUAUGGCUUUCGCGUACUGCCAAGCUGCAGAAUGACUUGCCCCGGUGCCACCAUCUGGAGCAACAACAUGGCACACCGCGUUAUUUGCUGGAAAUUGAGGGACCACAUUUGAGGGCACGGUAAAGUCGGAGACGCACUCCAGGCACCAUAUGCGAGCAACCAUUUCAAUAUGAUAGAGUGACAAUGCCUUUGACGUCUAUAGGAAAAAAAAUGCAGUUACACUAUUAGUGCAAGUUCACUGGAAAUCUGAAAACUACUAAAAAUGGGCAUUGAUGGUAUUUUUAUGAUUUUGGAGUAGUUUAAUAGACCACUUUGCAACUUGUUAGCAUUACGGUAACCAUGCCCACUUUUGAAGUGCUCUAUGGCAUUAACAUUUUCGAAGCUGUCUUUUUUGGGGGGUCAAAUACUAGUAGUCGAUUUAUUCCCGAUUCUCUCACCGCUCACUGCCCAUGUUGCAAGUUUGGAAUGGCACUUUUUCACCAUAAAUGAGAGUUGAGAAAAAGAGGGGUUGCAGCGAAGAGGAACUGUGCGAAGUUCGUCGGACAUUCAGCCUUCCGGCGUUGUCUCAGCGGCUUGAAAGGCUGCUGAGACAACGCAAGAAUGCGGGACCAUAUGGCAUACUGACCACAAAUGGGCAGUGUUGCCAGCUGGUGAAAUUUGCCACCCAAUUUUGGAGAUUGUGCCUAAUUCUCGAACCGUCGGUGUCCCCGUUAGUGGAUUGCAACACCAGGUGAGGUGUCUCAGAAAGUGCUGCCGCUUUAUUGAAGUAGAGCAUUAGAGCGACAGACCUAAAACACCAAGAUGAUGGAAAAUAGUUAGCAGGAAAGCAACUUGCCAGGGAGUAUGCAUAAUGGUAGCAUGUCAGCCGGUGGAUGGCCUCCAACCUUCCUGAUAGCGUCAGUAUUUUUAGGUCUGCUUUUGAGAUGAGUUUUCUUCUAAUUUCAUCAAAGCACACACAUUUCAAUUGCAAGUAAGUUUUUUUUUUUUUUCUAUGUCACUCAAUUGUUAUUAAAAAAAAACAAUUUCAUGCGGUGCAUGAACUACUAUAAGAAAAAUCCCUCUUUUUCUCUCGAGAUGAGAUUAGAAUGAGCAGGAUGACACUGCUGGUGCAUUUUUUCCCCUGUAGCCUCGUGACAUUGAGGACCUUGAGAUACCUGAAAGUGAUCUUUCUCAAAUUUCUAUUCUCAAUACAAAUUUCUUUUGGGCAUUUUUAUGUUAAUUUCAUUGUCUGGUGAAAUCCACGAGAGUGGUGUCGUGACCACCUUGCUCUCUGGCAAUGUCGUUGGUUUCUAGUGGACCGUUGCGCAAUCCAUGUUCAUGUCAAGUUCUUUUAUCCGAAAAGCUGCAGAAAAAUUGGCUGGGUCUUGAUUCAAUUUUAGCCGCUUCGUCAUUGUUUCUUGGCAUAUCCUUAUUUUCUUUGCCGUGUUUUUGGUACUUGGUCCAAAUGUACAUAUAAGUGCAACUCUUUUUUUAACCAGAAAAAAAAAGGGUCUAAGGCACAAUUAUACAUUGGUUGUGGCAACUUUCGCAUCAGCCUUUGCUACGCAAGUAAGAUGUAAUUGAUAUGUUUUUUUCCCGGCUGUUAUGUUGGUUCGUAACUGCCAAUGAUGGCAGCACCCGUAGUUGCGCGUAGAAUAACGGCAAGGAGGUCAUCCACUGGCUGAACUCCUUGCCACACUCUAGAGAAAGUGCUAUGAAAGGAUACCACUUUCUCUGGAGCUUGGUGCAUGUGUGUGCAGCCACUGCAUGGUGGAAGGCAAUGGACACAUGCUGGGGGCAUCCCAAAGAGACACCUUGCCUGUUUCAUCCUGUCGGCAAAUCUGUUUCUAUAUUUAGUCUUUGUUUAGAGUUCUAUUUUUCUAUUUCUAGCUGUUUUAUAUUAUGCCACUUUUGUAACCUUGUUUGACUUGCACUAUCUUUUAUCUACUCUCCUGGAACUUAUGCUGAAUUUUUUUUUUUCGAAGAAAUACUUUGCUUAACAUUACCUUUCUAUGGUGCUGCGUGUUUGUAUUCAUGUGUGGUGAUCUCAAUGUAUAAAGCAAACUAUGCAGUUCUCAAAAUAUUGUUAAGAGGAUAAAAUUGACUAAUACAUUAUAAAGUAUUUAAAGUUGUGUAAGACUUAUGGAUCAGUUAUUUAUAUAUAUAUAUUUUUAAACGAAGACCAUAACCUUUCUUUAAAAAAAAAACUGCAGGUAAAUUCGGCGAAAUUUUGAUGAAACUAAAUUAACAGAAUUGUGGCCAAUUCAAGAGCUCAGUGGUUUGGAAACUUGAUAAGAAAACAUUUUUCUGGCGUACCCAAGCGGCGUAGGAAGACGGCGUCGUAUACAGUUUUAUAGUCUGUGAGAAAUUAAUUGACCAUGUUGAAUAUACCUGAGACUGGGGCAGAAAUGAAGAUAAAAGUCGAAGAAACAGAAAGGGACAGGACGACGUCUCAAUUAAUUGAAACUGUUUCGGGGAAAUAAAUUUGAUCAUUGCUAGAAUACCGUAAUUUACAUGUCACUACAAAAGCUCUGUUAGGUGGUGCUUUAGUCUUAUGAUAAAAUUAUUGGAGAAACCUGUUUCAUUUGCAAGGUACAGAUAAAAGCCAGAAUUUUUCUAUGGAUUGUUUUGGAACUAAGCUUUGUCAUUAUGGAAAAGCCUUGUGGGCCAUAUGACGUUUCAUUGAGCAGAAGCAGGGAAGAAAAUCGCCUGGUUUUGUCCUGUCAGAUGCUCCAGUGGGCCACAGCCGGAUGUUCUCGUUUUGGCACGUCUUAAAUGCAUGUCGGUCUAUGGGAUUUUGAUUGACGUAACUUCCUUCAAUAUCUUCACUAAACAGAUCACCUUUGAGGUAAACGACUGUAAUAUAACUGGUAAAACUAGAUCUUUACAUUCAUUUGAACUGGGUUUGGCCCAUUUAAUUGGGCAGUAUAUGUAUGUACAAACAUCUACAUGAGGGCAGCUAAAAAAAUUUUGAUCGAAUGACGGAGAACUUUGAUAAGAAGUGCUUGCUAUUUUGCUGGGAGCAAAGGUGACUGUUGCAUUUGGAAAUGGCCACCUAUAAAAAUGUCCUAAAGUGCUAAUUGCUCAAGACAUCUAUACAUUGGUCUUGGAGGUUGAUGCAAAUCUGUCUUUGCAACCUUUGGUAACAUUUCAUUCUAACUUGAUUGGCGAUGACAACCCCUUGGCUCCCUCACAUUUAGGGCUGCGAGUGUGGUUAUUGAAAUGUAUACAAAACCACCUCACUACGAUAAACGUGUGCAACUCAUGUUUGUCAGACACGGGCUGCUGUUGCAUUAUUAGAUGAGAGUGAGUUGUUUCAUUGUUGCAGAACACUGUUAAUGAAAAGCUUCAAAUUGCAUCUUUUGCAUUGGUUUAAAUGUUCUUUUUAGUAAAAGGCAACUGGUGGUGGGUACCAGACAUUAUAUCGAA